AGGAGUCGCUGCUCCGCUGUGAGAGGUCAGCAGAGCGGGGAUGACCCCCGGAGAGGACUGGACACAGAGGAGCUCAGAUUGCCUGGUUGUAUGGUUACAGAUGGAUGUUCUUCUCUGGCAUCAGCUCUAAAAUCAAACUCUUCCUACUGAGAUGUUUUUUUCCUUAGUGUGCAGCACAGAGAGAUCAAGAUGAACCCGCAACUAAGAAGCUAUUCCUGUUCUCUCACUCUGGAUCCAAACACCGCGAACAGAUAUCUCUGUCUGUCCGAUGGGAACAGAAAGGUGGAGUAUGUGGGAGAGGAGCAGCCGUAUCCGCAUCAUCCGGACAGAUUUGACGACUGGUCGCAGGUCCUGAGUGUGGAGAGUCUGACCGGACGCUGCUACUGGGAGGUUGAGUGCAGUGGGAGAGCUGAAAUAGCCGUGACGUACAGAAGGAUCAGGAGGAGAGGAUACAGUGACUGUCUGUUUGGCCUCAAUAAUCACUCCUGGAGGCUCUACUGCUCCUAUGAUGGCUACUCUGUCUGUCACAACAAUAAGAUCACGGCCAUACCUUCCCCUCCCUCAAACUCCAGCAGAGUAGGAGUGUACCUGGACUGGGGCUUUGGCACUCUGUCCUUCUAUAGCAUCUCACCCAACACAGGUGCACUUACCCACCUGCACACAUUCACUAACACUUUCACUGAGCCGCUCUACGCCGGGUUCAGGGUUUGGGAUUACUCCUCGGUUCAUCUUCGUAAGAUAGAAUAGAUGGACACUUUAUUAAAGGCUGCCUACGAAGGGACUUCAUUACACAUGCAUAAGCAUUCAAUUUAAAGUUUUAUGUCAUUAAUUACAAGAUAACAUAAGACGACAUAAGGGGCCUUAAACAUAAAUCAACGUUGUUCCCUUUAACACUGUUAUGUAACAUGACUGAUGGAGAUUAUACUAGGCUUGGUCGAAGCUCUGUUACUUGGGAAUGUUGUAAAUUAUGUUUAUGAAAUGUCAGUUAGCUGUAUAUAAAGGCUUACCAGGGUGUGGUUAUUUAAAAAGAUUUUUUUUUCAAACCUCUGUCCUUUCAUACAUCACUGAAAACUGUUUAUACAUCACUGAAAACUCUUAGUGUUGUAGUUCUGAGGAAUGUUGAUGAUUUGAAAAGUUAAAAAGUUAAACCCAUCUCUUCACCAAGUCCUCCCAGGAGCAGAGGCUGUGUCUGUAUUUAACAGGUUUAAUAAUGAACUUUGAACCUGAUAGAACAGAGUAUGAUCCUUUUGAAAGGGAUUCAUACUGAAAGGACAUAGGCAUAGAUGGUGUGUUUGCAUAGAAACUGCCAAGUCACUUUUAUUUGUAUUGCACAUUUAAAACGAUAGCAGUUGACCCAAAGUGCUCUCCAGUCAAGGUGGAUGAAUUAACAAAACAAGUAAACAAGAAUAAAAAAAAGAGUACAAGUGAAAACAAGACUUAAGAAAAACACAUAAGAAUAAAAAAACAAAGGAGCAAAAAUAACAAAUAGAAACAAAACAUAAAAACUGAAGGAAAUAGAUUAUUAUAAAAGGAAUAAUGCAUAAAAGGCCACAUUCAGUAUAAAACACUCCAACAGAUUAAAACGCAGUAAGAGGUCUGUUAAAAAUAGAGUGGGCUUGACAACAACCACAGGGUCACCCCUCAAACUGAGCUAAAGACGAGAAAAAAAAGGGGGGGGGUGGAUCUUAAAGUGUGAUGUGAGAGAAUUCCAGAGGCUGGGGGCAGCGACAGACAAAGCCUGGUCACCUUUGGUUUGGAGGCGUGAGUGAGGGACUGAGAGGAGGUUGUUCUGAGGAUGACCUAAUUGACCUGGAGGCAGAAUGUGGAGUAAGAAAAUCAGUGAUGUGUUGUGAAGCUCAUCAGUUUAGGAUUUUAAAAACAUAUUUUGUAUUUCACUGUUAAACAGUGUAAGUAAGCCAGAUCAGCAGUGAUGUGUUGUCUUUUCUUGGUUGCACAAUUGCAUGUUUAAAGCUGGGAGGGACGACUCCAUUCGGUACAGGACUGUUAACUACAAGCAAAAUAAAGGGGCAGAUUGUGACAAACACUUCCUUAAAGAUGCAUGACGGUAUGAGGUCUUGGGGACAAUAGGUGGGGUUCAUGUGUGAGACCACCUCAGACGGCUGGGAGGAUGACGCUGGUUGAAACUGCGGGAGGUGGCUGACUGGAUGUUGUCUCUCUGAGGGGUCAGAGUCUGGAGGUGAGAUCUGAGAUCUUACGUUUUCAAUUUUGUGGAUAAAGAAAUGAAGAAGUUUCUCAGUUUCAGUGGUAGAACCUGAGGUAGCAGCAGCCGGAUUUACGACAGAGGUAAUUCUGUUGAACAAUCUUUUAGGUCUGUGGUCAUUUUUAUGAAUUAGUUGAGUAUAAUAUUGUGCCUUAGCCAUUUUAUCAGUUAUGGUAAAACUUUAUACAAUUUCCUAAAACUUCAUAUGAGAUUUGGAGUUUGUCCUUUUUCCGUUUGCACAGUGCCGUCCUGCAAGAUCGUCCAAGAGGACCAGUGGGGAGGUAAAGAGGCAGCGAUGUGUAAAUGAAAGGGAGGGGGCAGCAUGGAGACAUUCAGCUCCAAGGAUCUGGCCAUGAAGGCCCAGAAGAAGUUCCUCAGCCACAUGGCCAGUAAGUCGAUGGCCCAGAUGAUGGUGGACGACACCAGCGGAGAAGUUCUGGACGAGCUGUACCGGGUCUCUAAGCUGCACACCGGGAACCGCGCCGAGGCCCAGAAGGUCCUGAAGAACCUGGUGAAGGUGGCUGUGAAGGUGGCGAUUCUGAUACGCCAUGAUAAAUUCAGCAAAGACGAGCUCAAAGUGGCUCAGGAGUUCAGAAAGAAACUCCACAAUGGGGCCAUGACGGCUAUCAGCUUUCAGGAGGUGGAGUACACCUUUGAUAAAGCAGUGAUGAUUGAAGUUCUGACUGAAUGCCGUGAUCUGCUCAUCCACCUGGUGGAGAAUCAUCUCACUCCGAAAUCCGUCGGCCGAAUCCAGCACGUCUUCAACCACUACUCAGACCCGGACCUGCUCACUCACCUGUAUGACCCGAAAGGGACUCUGUGGCCCAGCCUGACCAAAAUCUGCUCCGGACUCAACCGCAUGAUCGAGGAGAAUAAACUAUAAUCAGCAUACAUGAACGUGGAGUGAGAGAGAGUGAGUGGGAGAGUGUGUGAGUGAGUGAGUGAGUGAGUGUGUGAGUGAGUGAGUGAGAGAGUGUGUGUGUAAGUGAAAGAGUGUGAG
Messenger RNA from Colossoma macropomum (tambaqui), 3221 nucleotides. RefSeq names its product tumor necrosis factor, alpha-induced protein 8-like 2a (gene tnfaip8l2a). NCBI's taxonomy places the organism in Eukaryota, Metazoa, Chordata, Actinopteri, Characiformes, Serrasalmidae. Gene Ontology annotation, biological process: regulation of apoptotic process. The coding region runs from base 2544 to 3104 and encodes 186 amino acids. Gene Ontology annotation, cellular component: cytoplasm. Gene Ontology annotation, molecular function: protein binding. The record is from RefSeq and is a predicted model, not a curated record. The transcript is spliced from 6 exons.